AUGAAUUUUAUUCCUCCCGAUGCUAAACGUAUUGCUGAAGCGCUUGGUGAUAUUUCAAAGUUACCAAGAGAUAUGCAACUGGCUGUGACAAACAAACUUAAUGAAAGUUUUCAACCGGUACCGAAACCUAAGAGUAGUGAUUGGUUGGCAAAUCAUGCAGAACAAGGACAAACUAUGAAAUCAUUUGAACGAACUAUGUCAAAAGCUAUUCCUCAUGCAACUUUUAAAACAAUCUAUAUUCAAUCAAUCGGUAGUUUUAAUCAUCCAAGAGCUGCACCACUUGACAUAAUUAUACAAUUCGCUUGUGUAUUUUUUUCCGGAUGUGACGUUGAAUUAUUACCAACGAUUGAUUUUUCAAAAGAUAUGAAAUCAAGAAAUAACUAUGGAACAAUACAAUAUCGAACAGAUGGCUUUUAUAAUUGUUUAUCUCAAACACGUCAUAAGCGUAAUACAAGACGAGAACUUUUAUGUGUUGCUGUAACUAUGGCUGACAUUUAUCCUGAUGAAGAUUGGAAUUUUGUUUAUGGACAAGCACAUCCAAUAGACGGUUUCGGUGUCUAUUCAUUUGCACGUCUUGAUCCAUUAUUUCGAGAAUCACCAAAAACAUUACUCACUACUCCAUUAACUGAUGAACAUCGUAUAAUAAUGCUUCGACGUUGUGUGAAAAUUCUUCUGCAUGAACUAGGUCACUUAUUUGGUUUAAAACAUUGUAUCUAUUAUGUUUGCUUGAUGAAUGGUGCAAAUCAUGAACGUGAAAUGGAUCGACAGCCGUUGUAUCUAUGUCCUGUUUGUUUACGUAAACUUUAUUCGACAUUUAAUUUUAAUGUUCGAACUAUAUAUGAAAAAUUUAUCAAUCUAUGUGAAACAUAUGGACUUGAAGAAGAACGUAUAUGGUAUCAAAAACGUCUAGAUUGUAUUCAAGACUAA
This is a messenger RNA of Rotaria sp. Silwood2, 927 nucleotides long. Lineage: Eukaryota; Metazoa; Rotifera; Eurotatoria; Philodinida; Philodinidae. The record is from the annotation of a GenBank genome assembly.